Messenger RNA from Blastomyces gilchristii SLH14081, 2016 nucleotides. RefSeq lists its product as uncharacterized. The coding region runs from base 1 to 2016 and encodes 671 amino acids. Lineage: Eukaryota; Fungi; Ascomycota; Eurotiomycetes; Onygenales; Ajellomycetaceae. Gene Ontology annotation, biological process: cellular response to oxidative stress. Gene Ontology annotation, cellular component: cytoplasm. The record is from RefSeq and is a predicted model, not a curated record. The transcript is spliced from 2 exons.
AUGGCAACUGAUGAACGCGAUGACCCUCUCGUCAAGGCUCUCCCUCCCGAAACAGACUACCUGACCUAUCUCACAAUUCUAGAAUACCAAUUGACGCCCGAACGCCUGCCGAUCCUACACAAUCUGCUCCAGGAUGAGAAGCUGACGAUAAAUAUAGGCUGGGACUUGGUCCAGUUGCUUCUUCCUAUGAUUCCGGCAUCUCAGGAAUGUCUACAAGAUGUGGCUAGGCUGGGGAAUCCGCGAGAGGUUAUUUUGCGGGUUUCGAAUUCAUUGAUGAAGUUGGAGCCCGUCGAAGAAGAUGAGGAAGAAGCGAAGGACGAAAUGGACGAAAAGAGAAUCAGCAAAGCCAUUGGGGAGGUUAAUCUGGAGGAGAAACCCAGUGUGAACGACAAUGAAGCUAUAGACGAUAAGUCAGGAGCUACACCCAAAGUCCCAGUGCACAUCCUACAAUUCAACUGCCUUCUUUCCAUGCUCUCGGUCCUCCACUCCCGCAUCCAAACAAAGUACCCCAGCCGUUUCGUUGCAACCUCCCUCCAAGCCGUGCUGGAAGCAUACACUGCUUUCCCAACGGUGGAAACAACAGCGGCAGUGCUAGAAUUCUUCAGAGACAUAGCUGGCAAGAAGCGUCCGCGUCUACCGCCUCGGAUUACAAGUGAAUCAUUGUUGCCGCAGACCACACAAGAGUCUGCGCCGGAUCCUGAGGCUGAAUCGCAUCCUGGGACUGCAGCAUCCGGGGAAGGUGUUAUGGUAAAGAGACUUAUGCAGUUUGGGCUUGUUGAGCUUUUGAAAACAUAUCUCUUGCAUUGUAUUAAUGAGGCGCCUGCAGGCAUGCAGUGGGCACUUCGAUUACAGGAGAAAUUGGAUACGAAGAAUCGGAUGCACUCAUCGUUAAGCUUAAUUGAGGAGUUCGGAAGGGAUGGACGAUUGAAAGAGCGGGAUAUGACUGUUGGGAAGAUUAUCGCACUAUCGCGAGAUUUUGACUUAGAAACAAAGGAACUGCUGGAUAUCAUUUCGAAGCCUGGUGACCAGCAACCACUUCCUCUAGACUUUGAAGAGACUCCGAAACACCCGAACGAUGUCCCCAUUCAAAGACAUGGCUGUCUACUGCUGCUGGCAGCUCGGUCUGCCGCCGAUAAACUUCUCUCUUCCGGCCAGCCAGUAAAACCCAUUCCUGUCUUCCCUGAUCUUGCCGCCAUAUUUUUGAAUUUCCUUGGAGAAAGCAAAUCUCCAUAUUCAACCAUGAUGGAAGAACCCGAAGCCCUCGUCGAUUCGCUCUUAUCCCUAGCCGUGAUUGCCAGUUGUAACCCAGUUUCAGCCCCUCAAAAUGAAACUGAAUUUAGCCAACUCAUCAUCCAGCUCACGGCCUGUGCCCGUGCACCUGGUUUCCGUAGUUUUAGCCGGAUGGCCCGUGUUCCAUCAACAAUAUUCCACAGCAAUCCCGACCCAACUGCACGAUUUAAUCUCAUCAACAAAAUCCUCGAGAACGAAGAUUUGCAGGAUGCCCGAGAACCAGCAAUAGGAUGGCUAAAGGAUGAACUCCUUCCAGCAGCCGCGCUAAAUGCACCACCAGACCAGAAAGAAAACAUCUUCACGGACCCCAACCAUUUCGCCAUCCUCUUCCAGCACAUCUACAAACCCAUCCCGGCCGACUGGCUGGCCCUCGGGACCGCCAAAACCAAAGACCUCAUUAACACCUGGAUGACAUUUACUCAACAUCUGCUCCCCUACUACCUCUCCAUCCUAAACCUCUACUAUUUCCUCACCCAGUCCCCAGCCCUCUUCGAGCGGUUACAAAUACAAAAACUCCACCCUGCUUUCGAAUCCAACUUCCUCGUUCCACUCAUGACCUUCGCGAAGCAUAUAUCGACAGACGCGGAGAUCAAGGCACGGGUCGAGAUGGAGGUUGGUGAUGAGGCAGAACAGAUGGGCCACGGAGCGGCUGAGUUGGUGUUACAUAUUAUUGGGGAGAUUGAGGAGGGUUCGGCAGGGCUGUUGGGUGGCCAGGGUGAAGGGUGA